AAGAUAAAUAAAAUACUUGUAGUUAGAAACAAUUCUAUGUAAAAGUAAUUUGAAAAUAGUUGUUAUGAAUUUGGGACACUAAUUUUAACUCUUGAACAUAGCGUAUUAGAUUGUUUAGAGACAUUCAAGAUGUUAAUAGCAAAAGACUUCUAUUAAUGAAUAAACCUUUAAUUUUCAAUUACCUUAAAAUCCUUCUUCAACUAGCAUUAGUUUUUAAGAGACAUUUGUUACUGUACAUGUUAUAGUUUCUUACAUAGGUUUUUUGCUAGCUUGAUAAUAAUCUUUAGUAACAAACUUUAACCAAGCAUUUGUUUGGGCACUUUUAUGAUACCAUGCAUUUUGUGUUGAUAUAAUUUAACAACAAGAAAACCUUAACAAAAAAGCACUUGUUAAAUGUUAUUUCCUAGUUUUUGUCUAUUUUUUUAAUGUUAACAGAGUAGUGCCUUAUAGGUUUUAUAAAACACUAUCUUGCUUGCGUUUGAUAUUUAUCACACAUUUUUUAGGUCCUUUCUAAGUAUCUUUAUUCAAGGUAGCAUUCAUCAUAGAACUUUUAAUGUUUUGAAAAGCAUGCCAUAUUAGAGAGAGAAUAACAAGUUUUUUAUAAUACUUCUUAGGAGUAAUUGCUGAAUUUAGAAAACAAUAUGUUGUUUUAGGAGUUUUGGUUGCUUUUUAUUGUUUUAGCUAGAAAAGUAGUAAAAGGAAAAUGCUAGUUGUGGUUUGGGUUGAACAGACCAACAGCAAAAUUCAGGGGGUAAGGAAGCUGCUGGAAAGUAAAUGCCAGGAGCGUUGGUGAUGAAUCUUAGGGCUUUUCAUUUGAAGAGUUGUAGUUCAUUGGCAACAGGAUGCAAAUACAUAGUGACUAAGCAGUGGCCAAUUUAAAGGUAGUCACAAGAUUGGGGCUUAUAGAUGGUCUCUUCUAUUAAAUGACAUUUGUCUUUGUGAGAACUGAUUAGGAAAAUAAAGCUUUAAUUUCCUGAUCCUCUUUGUGUCCUUUAGUGUUUCAGUAAUGGUUAACUUGCUUUCAGAUAUCUAGACUUGAGUAGUUGGCUGUUUAAGGAUUCUACAAGUCCCUGUAUACAGAACUUGGGGUGCUUGCAUUUUGUUGUACAGAAUCUUUAUUAGUUUUAUCCUGUCCUCAGAGUAAUCAUGGGACCAUAAGGGAUUAAGAACCCUGUUUUAGAACCAGGGAUUUUUAGCUCAGUGGCGUAAACACCUUCCUGGCAAGCACAAGGUCAUGAGUUCAAUCCCCAGUACAAAUAAAAAAAAACCUCUGUUCUAGAUAUUUGCUGCUGCUUUUUCAGAGAACCUUUUGGAGAGAAAGUAAGAGCUGAAUAGAUUUUAGGGCUGACAUUUCCCAAAGCUUUGAAAUGAAAAUAUUUUUUUCCUAACAUUCCAAACAAAUUAGCUAUUUUUUUAAAUGCUUCAAUUUUUGAUUUAAGUGACUUUCCUUAAAGUAGGAAUUCUAGUUUGGGCUUCACAAAUAUUGUUUAGUAAUUGGCAGGUUUAAGUUAUGUGACCUAAUUUUAGCAACUUUAUUAUUUUAAUCAUGGAUCAAUAAUUUCCUUUUGUUAAAUACAGUAUAUUGGCCGGGCGUGGUGGUGCAUGCCUGUAAUCCCAGCACUCAGAGUUAGUAAUCCCAGCAAAGAGUUAGCUUUCCUAAAUUUAAAAUAACCAUUUAGCAAUGAGUAGCAUAUUUUCUUGAUUUUUAUAAUUGUUGUUAUUAAGUUGACAACUAUAUGUUGAACAGUUCUCAUUAUAGUUAGAUAUUCUCUUAUAGGGAGAUUAAAGCAGUGUACAGUUCAUUGGAAAUAGUACAAUGAGUGGUGGCCGGUUAAACUAUUUAAUAUAAAAAAAAUACUUUCCCGAUUUUACAUAGCUUAAACUUUUAUUUCUUUAGUUUAGAGUAACGUAUCAAAUUUUGGAGUAGAAGUAUAUCAGCUACCAAGUUAAAUGCAUGUGUACCAUAUAGAUAAUGUAAGAAGGAUUUUUACAUAUUGAGAAGUGACUUGCAUUAGCUUUCCCUUUUCACCCGCACCUCUUGGUCAUUUUGACUGCACUUAAUAAUAAAGCACCCCUAAAUUAGUCUAAAAUAUGCUUAUGUAUACUUUAAUUAAUAUAAAAUUACAUUGCAUGGCUUUCUGACUUGGGUUUUUGUUGUAAAAGUGCCUGUUUUGUUCAUGUGUCCUGAGAGAACAAGCAUUGUGACAUACCUGGCUAACUUAAAAGCAGAUUGCCUGUGAAGCACAAUUUGAGUCCAAUUUUUUGAGAGAUGCUCGAGUGGUAAAAGACAUGGCAACAGGAAAGUCUAAAGGAUAUGGCUUUGUCUCUUUUUUCAACAAAUGGGAUGCGGAAAAUGCCAUUCAACAGAUGGGUGGCCAGUGGCUUGGUGGAAGACAAAUCAGAACUAACUGGGCAACCCGAAAGCCUCCAGCUCCAAAGAGUACAUAUGAGUCAAACACUAAACAGUUAUCAUAUGAUGAAGUUGUGAGUCAGUCUAGUCCAAGCAACUGUACUGUGUACUGUGGAGGUGUUACGUCUGGGCUAACAGAACAGCUAAUGCGUCAGACUUUUUCACCAUUUGGACAAAUAAUGGAAAUUCGAGUCUUUCCAGAUAAAGGAUAUUCAUUUGUUCGGUUCAAUUCCCAUGAAAGUGCAGCACAUGCAAUUGUUUCUGUUAAUGGUACUACAAUUGAAGGUCAUGUCGUGAAAUGCUAUUGGGGCAAAGAAACUCUUGAUAUGAUAAAUCCCGUGCAGCAGCAGAAUCAAAUUGGAUAUCCACAACCUUAUGGCCAGUGGGGCCAGUGGUAUGGAAAUGCACAACAGAUUGGCCAGUAUAUGCCUAAUGGUUGGCAGGUACCUGCAUAUGGAAUGUAUGGUCAACCAUGGAACCAACAGGGAUUUAAUCAGACACAGUCUUCUGCACCUUGGAUGGGACCGAAUUACGGAGUACAGCCGCCUCCGCCUCAGGGCCAGAACGGCAGCAUGCUGCCUAAUCAGCCUGCGGGGUAUCGAGUAGCAGGGUAUGAAACCCAGUGAGAAGGGACUGCAGACUCUGAAGCCAGUGGCUUGAGGCUACCAGAAGUGUAGUGAAGCCGUUGUUUACUUAAAGAUUUAUCAAAUCAGUCAGUGCAAAUAUCAGAUACAAUGUAUUUAUUUAAAAGAUUCAUUUUUUAAUCAUGAAAUUACUUAUCAUCCACAUUGUUUUAAAAAGAAACAAGAUGCUGGAUGUCUGCCAAUUUUUGCCUUCAUUACCUGUUUUGAUAAAGUUUCUCAGAUCCUUGUUUCAAAUACAAAUGCAGGGAUUGCUGCCACUUUUUUUAAAAGUAAGAGGCAGAAAAUUGCACAAUGUUGAACUUUUUUCCACUAAAGUAGUAUGCAGUUCUAGUUUGCAUUCCUGAUAUGAUUUAAAACAUGUAAUAUAAAGAUGUAAAGAAAGAGAAGAAGAGGAGGAGGAGGAGGAGAAAGAAGAGGAAGAAGAAGAAAAACCAAAACUGCAAAGUCUAGAAGUACUUUGCAAUCUUCAGCUUCUGCACAAUUCUGUUUUAGGUUUUAAAAAAUGCAUUGUUUGAGCAGUCCCAUCUCCACUGUUAACCCUUUAGGCUUUUUUUAAAAUAUAAAUUAUUAGUUUACAUCAUUUUGUAUUUACAUUUUUCAGAAAUUUGUCUUGCCUUAUUAAAGUUCUGUAAAAUACACUUAAACGGAAAAAAUGAUGUUCACCUAGAUUGAAAGCUUUUUCAGAUGGGUUGAUAAUUGUAUUCAUCUUGUGUUUUAUAUGAGAAGGUGCCUCAAGAAUUCCCUGUUGGAUUUGUUUAAAAGGAUUUUUAUCUUCUGUGAUAAACUUUGCUGUAUACCAGGAACUGUAAAAACAAACCUUGUUACUAAAGAAAAUCUCUGAAAUGUGAUUAAGUUCUUGCCAUGUUACUUCCAUGUGUCAGCUUCUACAUUUACAUGUUAUUAUUUCAUUAUGUAAAAUGUUUUCUCAAUUUAUUAAUAUUUUGCACACUUAGCAAACUUUGUAUGUCAUUUCCUUCUUAAAGGCAUCGUGGAGGCUUGACAUGAGAUUUAGAAGUUUUAAGUUGUUUGCAUGUGAAUAUCAAAUACAUACUUUGGUAGUUUUUGAGUAUAAAGUCAUCUGCUCUUGUUUUUUCAAGAAUUUUGAGACACAAAGUUGUAUGUAAAGGAAUAUUUUAAUUUUCCAUUUUCUAGUUAGAUUUACUUUAAAAGAGUAAAUCAAGUGAAUUUUAAUGUGUACAAAUAAGUGGUAGCUGUGAAACUGUAGAAUAUCCUUAUGUCAGGCUUGGGGUUCAUUGUAAACUCCAGAAUUACCCUAAAGGACCAGCCAAGCAAAGCAUUUUUUACAUGUUCAGAGGCCAAAAGAUAAACAAACAAAAACUUUAAAAUCCUACCUCCUUAAAAUAGCCUUCAAAGAAGAAAAUCCUCAGUGCAAUCAUCAUUUUGAUUCUUGUGGUACCUGUUCUCUUGGAGUUCCCAAUUUGGGAGAGGGGCCUCCAACCAUUAAGAUACUUACUCUUUGAUGGCAUUGUUCUAGCUUUGAAAUUUCUGGUACAUUUCAGAGUCUUUUAGUUUUGCUUUUAUUUUCAGUGAAGGUCAGAAACCAUCUUCUUCCUUGACUUACAGAGGCAAAGGGUCCCUAGAGUAUAUAUUUGAGUGUUUGAUGGUUUUUAACACCUUCAGAGAACUCCCAGCAUUUUAUCUAACAAUAACAAUAAGAACAACAAAGACCUGUGAAAUCCUAAAACCUUUUUGCGUGUAUCUUCCAGGUAGAAGCAAAGGACACUUAAGCUGGUCUCUAAGCCAAUACAUUUUAAACCAGAGCCCAAGAAAGACAGCUUUAAGUAUAUCAUUCUCUGGAGCUCGAUUCUAUGCAGUUGUACUGAUGUUUCAUUAAGUCACUGUGUAUUUUUAAGUAUUAAUACAUUAAAAGUUGCUUUAUGGAAGAUGAGUAAAAUUUUAGAAUACAUGGAAAUUUUAUUUCCUUGUUUGUUAACUUCUAUAAAUCAGGGCAUGCAAUCAAAAGCAGCUUAAAUGAAAUACUCAAAAAUAAAAAAAUAAUCAGGAAGCUAUUUUUAGGUUCUUCUGACUUAAGAUUCUAUUUUAGGACCCUCAUUUUUUCUCUUAGAAAAAAAGAUUUUAUUUGCUGUAUAUCUCAUGGACUGUAGGGUGAAUUGUUGGGAAAAAGUAAUCUGACUAGAAGUACAGUUUUCAUUUUCACUCUCAAGUAAUAGUUUUUAUUAGCCAAUAUAUUUUCUUACUGUAUAAAUCUUAAACUCUACAUUGACUACUUUUUGAGAAGUGAUACCAGUAUUCAUGAUGAAAAGGUUACUACUGAACAACUGCACAUUUCAGAAACAUUACUAACUUUGAUUUAAAUCUUCAUGUUAAAGCAAAUCAUUUAAAGAUUUUUCAGUCCAAAAAAUUAUACUGGUAUUAGUUUCAGGUAAGGAGAUUAAAGUUCUUAAAGUGAUUUUAUUCUUUGCAAUAUGCAUUCAGAUUUUACUUUCUGGUACUGUAAAGAACCUAAAGUGAUUCACUCUUAAUGGGUCAUUAAUCCAGAAUUCCUUACCCUGUUUGGAUAUUAAAGUUCCUUUAUGUUUUCUAUAA
Molecule: messenger RNA, 5622 nt
Organism: Cavia porcellus (domestic guinea pig)
Lineage: Eukaryota; Metazoa; Chordata; Mammalia; Rodentia; Caviidae
Gene: Tia1
Product: TIA1 cytotoxic granule associated RNA binding protein
Exons: 8
Coding region: 2290-3036 (248 amino acids)
Molecular function (GO): RNA binding
Source: RefSeq, a predicted model, not a curated record